GAGAGAGGCACAGACGAUCAGACGGAGUUCAGACCAAACUAGCAGCUUCCUCUGAGUGAGUCCAGCUACAGGAGAGAAAAGUGGAAAACUCCAACACUGCUGCUUCAAGCUGCUGACGCUCCACACACUGAAUCUUCACUCACAGACUCAAUGGCUUCCAGAUCACAGAAGGAUCUCUGCUGUCCGGUCUGUCAGGAGGUCUUCAGAGAUCCUGUUAUUCUGUCAUGUAGCCACAGCUUCUGUAAAGACUGUCUGAAGAGAUGGUGGAGAGGGAGACCAACACACGAGUGUCCAGUUUGUAAGGAAAUAUCAGUUUAUGAUCCACCUUUAAACCGAGCUUUAAUGAACCUGUGUGAGUCGUUCUUACAGGAGAGAGAUCAGAGAGCUUCAGAGGCUCUCUGCAGUCUGCACUCUGAGAAACUCAAACUCUUCUGUCUGGACCAUCAGCAGCCAGUGUGUGUCGUCUGCAGAGACUCAGAAAAACACAACAAGCACAGAUUCAGACCCAUCGAUGAAGCUGCACAACAACACAAGAAGGAACUUCAGGAAACUCUGGAGCCCUUAAAGAAGAAGUUAAAGGUUUAUGAACGAGUUCAAGUGAAGUUUGAUCAAACAGCAGAACACAUUAAGGUCCAGGCCCGACACACAGAGAGGCAGAUUAAGGAGCAGUUUAAGAAGCUUCACCAGUUUCUAGCAGAGGAAGAGGAGGCCAGGCUGGCUGCACUGAGGGAGGAAGAGGAGCAGAAGAGUGGGAUGAUGAAGGAGAAGAUGGAGGCUCUGAGCAGAGAGAUAGCAGCUCUUUCAGACACAGUCAGAGCCACAGAGGAGGAGCUGAGAGCUGAAGACGUCUCAUUCCUGCACAACUACAAGGCUGCAGUGGAAAGAGUCCAGCGCUGCCCCCUGCUGGAUGAUCCACAGCUGCCCUCAGGAGCUCUGAUAGACCAGGCCAAACACCUGGGCAACCUGACCUUCAACAUCUGGAAUAAUAAGAAGGACAUGGUCUUCUACACUCCUCUCAUUCUGGACCCAAACACUGCUCAUCCAAAACUCAUCCUGUCUGAAGAUCUGACCAGUGUGAGACGAGGAGGAGAUGAACAGCAGCUUCCUGAUAAUCCAGAGAGGAUUGAUUCAUACUGCUCUGUCCUGGGCUCUGAGGGCUUUAACUCAGGGACUCACAGCUGGGAUGUUGAAGUUGGAGACAGUACAGGGUGGGAACUGGGUGUGUUAGCAGAAUCUACCCAGAGAAAGGGACUGAUAAGGUCUGGAAUAUGGAAAAUCGGUUUCAGUUUAGGUAAAUACUCAGCAUGCUCUCCAUCAGCUCCUCUCACUGCUCUCUCAGUACAGAAGAAGCUCCAGAGGAUCAGAGUGAAUCUGGACUGGAACAGAGGAAAGCUGUCGUUCUCUGAUCCUGAUACUAACACACACAUACACACCUUCACACACACUUUCACUCACAGGAUGUUUCCAUAUAUUUAUACAUGGGAUGAAGUGAAGGUGUGUCCGUUGAAGGUGUCAGUGUCAGUGGAGCAGAUGAGUUGAGGAUGAUGAUAUUUCUAAUGUUGUUUCCUGUCAGUGAAUUGAAGCUGUUAAACUGCAGCUGUCCUCCUGCUGCCUCGUUGUUCAUCAUGAAAUGUUGACAGUUUUAACUUAUUAAUAUAACUUAUCAGCUCAACAAACCUGAGGAGGUUUGUUGUGCUGAUAAGGACAACAACGAUUUGUUCCUCCCACCAUCCAAAGACAUGUAGUUAAUGGGGAUAGGUUAAUUGGUUAAUCCAAAUUGCCCAUAGGUGUGAAUGUGAGUGUAAAUGGUUUUCUGCCCCCUGUGUACCCCGCCUCUCGCCCUAUGAGAGCUGGGAUAGGCUCCAGCAUCCCCCACGACCCUGAAAAGGAUAAGCAGAAGCAGAUGGAUGGAUGGAUGGAUUCCACAUACAAUCCUGUGCAUUUUAAUUAACAUGAACACUGAAAAAGUUGCACUGAGUAAAACAUUAGUUUUAAUUUGUUCACUAACAUCAUAAUACUCCUGUAAUGCAGGAUUACUACAUGUCAAUAUGCUAUCUUUGUUGUUAAAAAUAUUUAAAAAUAAAAAUUAAAACUAGUCUUACUGUAAGGCAGUUGUUGCAAGGCCUGUAUCAAAAUUAAAGGUGAGAAUUUUAAAGGCAACGCAUGUAUUUACUAAUAAUGGCAAUGGUCCCAUCCAGUAUUUGGUGCGGUUCACAUUAUAGUCAGCUAUGCAUGGUCAUUGUUACACAUAUCUUUUCUGGUAUUUGUAAAUGUUGAUCUACCUAAAAAUGUUGCAUUUUAAUAAUGAAUUGUGCAAUAAUGGACGCAUUAGUAAAUUGA
Molecule: messenger RNA, 2340 nt
Organism: Oreochromis aureus
Lineage: Eukaryota; Metazoa; Chordata; Actinopteri; Cichliformes; Cichlidae
Product: nuclear factor 7, ovary-like
Exons: 2
Coding region: 151-1539 (462 amino acids)
Molecular function (GO): zinc ion binding; protein binding
Source: RefSeq, a predicted model, not a curated record